CCAGGACAGCGCCGAUAUCCCACAAUGCAACACGUUCCACAGGGGUAAAGUGCGCCUGCGACCUCAGCUCUUCCUCUUUGGACCGACGUCUCCUCAGCAACAAUGGCUAAGCGCACCAAGAAGGUGGGGAUUGUGGGUAAAUAUGGCACGCGUUACGGCGCGUCACUCAGGAAGAUGGUGAAGAAGAUUGAGAUCAGCCAGCACGCCAAGUACACCUGCUCCUUCUGUGGCAAGACUAAGAUGAAGAGGAGGGCUGUUGGUAUCUGGCACUGUGGGUCCUGCAUGAAGACUGUUGCUGGAGGUGCCUGGACAUACAACACGACGUCUGCAGUCACAGUGAAGUCGGCCAUCAGGAGACUGAAGGAGCUGAAGGACCAGUAGAGGGUUACUGGAGGGACCAGACUGUUGUUUAUCCUGAGCUGGACGCUGCCUCAUCAAACAUCCACCACAAUAAAAAGCAGUCAAGAGAGGAA
Messenger RNA from Oncorhynchus masou masou (cherry salmon), 473 nucleotides. Its product is annotated as large ribosomal subunit protein eL43. The record is from RefSeq and is a predicted model, not a curated record. The transcript is spliced from 4 exons. Lineage: Eukaryota; Metazoa; Chordata; Actinopteri; Salmoniformes; Salmonidae. Gene Ontology annotation, cellular component: ribosome. Bases 103 to 381 code for a protein of 92 amino acids. Gene Ontology annotation, molecular function: structural constituent of ribosome. Gene Ontology annotation, biological process: translation.